Molecule: messenger RNA, 1360 nt
Organism: Metschnikowia bicuspidata var. bicuspidata NRRL YB-4993
Lineage: Eukaryota; Fungi; Ascomycota; Pichiomycetes; Serinales; Metschnikowiaceae
Exons: 1
Coding region: 449-1204 (251 amino acids)
Source: RefSeq, a predicted model, not a curated record
CGAAUUAAAUAGCUCAAUUCUCAAAAUUCUCAAUUCUAAUAUUAUCUUACGAAUUCCGCAAAAACCUCAUUGCUAUUUAACCACUAGCCUGGGAUAAAUUGCCAAUUUUAUGCCACGUAAAUGUAACUUGUUCCUGGAAACGCGUCUUCAAGCGCAGAGACGUGGGGACCGGAGAAAGUGUCCUUCUUUUUGGAAUGCCACUUUAUUCUCGCUUAGAAUAUGAACUUUGGAAAAAAAAAUUAAGAAAGAGGAGCUUUUUUUUCUGUCAUUCAGACGAGGCACUUUGCAUCUCUUGGCACGGAAUCACAAGACUGCCAUUUUGUCACGGCGAGCGGCGCACGCAGUCCCCGUCACAAGAGGUCUCACUUCUUCCUUAUCCGGCACUCAUCGAGACCCAGUUUGUUUGUUUGUUUGUUUUUGUUUUAGCAAUUACUGGUUUCCAAGCGCUAUGGAAAAGGAUCUUGAGGGAAUCCUUGAUCACCUUAACUCACGAAUCCACCAAAAAAUCAGCCGAGGCCUUGACUCUUUGGAGAAUUUUCUUAAGUCAUUUGUCCCAUCCAUAAGAAAAUAUCACCGCUCCAGCUUUCUUGAUAACAAAUUGGCUUCGCUCAUAGCUCUUCAAAACAACUUUCAAUAUAAUUUGGCCUCAGGUUUUAUGCUGGUUUAUUCUACAUUCUCAAAAUCUUCGGAGAAGAUUGACGACUAUGUGCUUAUCAAAACCAAUUACCUUCUUAGCGGGAUUCUUCUCAUACAUCCUGAGUCGCGAGCUUUGUUUGGUCGCGGUCAAAGCAUGGCACUAAUGCUUUCUUUUUUGAAUUCAAAGUCCUCAGCGAUCCUGGAGGACCUAAGUAUCUCCUUUGUGUCGCUAUUUAUUCACAUACUCAUGAAAAAUUUGAAGAACGUGCGCUUAUUCGAAGCGAACAACGGCUGUCAGCUUCUCAUUCAUCAUUUAAGCAUCCUCCCAGCUAAUUCAUGUGAAACUAGUACAAAAGAAAGUGAUACUUCUCGUCAAAGAAAUUUGCAUUUCAAAGUCAUCGAGUUUUUGAUAUUUUACUUGGCUGACGAGACCGAGCUUCUUGAUUUACCUCAGAAUGUCGGGGCGCACAGCAUGUCUGUGAGAGAAAAAGCAGACUUGCUCCGACCACAGUUUCCGGGAAUUGAUGACUUGAUUAAAAAUUUGAGUGACUUGACUUCACUCAGAUAAAUAAAUUGAUUUGUAAAGCAGUAGACAUCCAUAAUACGUCUUUUCUAAGCCUAAAAAGAAAGUCUUCAAGUUUAUUUAAAAUCACGUUUAUCUUGCGUCUGUUGUGUAUUAUUUAAAGGAUUUUUUAUAUCUUUACGCAAACACUACAAAAUCGUU